AUGCCAAUUGCAUCCCUAUAUCAAUUAGAUUUAGAUCAGCUUUUAGUGGAAAAGAGAAAAGUACUUCUCAAGUGUCCUUUCAAAGAAUGCAAUACUAGAAUAAUCUCUUAUUCAUCAGAACUUCACCCAACAUAUAUAGAGCAAGCACCCAAUUGCUUGCAAAUAAAAACGCAAGAUGAAGCUGUCCCCAAAGUAGCAUCGAAAACAACUGAUUUUUUUCAAGUUGAUGAUGUUUGGUCUUUCGAUAAUAUUGGUGUGAGCAAACCCUCAAGUGAGAUUCAAAAGGAUCCAAUUGUUGCUAAAGAUAACGAACAUAUUGAGAUUGAAAGGUUAUUAAUCUGUAGUGAAUGUGAUAGAGGUCCAUUGGGGUUUGCUGGGGUGCCUCGUGAUUCAGAAAAGACUCAUGAAAAUUUGAAAUAUUUUAUCACUCGUGAUGGUUUCAGAUACGAAUAUUGA
Messenger RNA from Lodderomyces oxycetoniae, 456 nucleotides. Its product is annotated as guanine nucleotide exchange factor. Gene Ontology annotation, cellular component: membrane; cytosol. Bases 1 to 456 code for a protein of 151 amino acids. The record is from RefSeq and is a predicted model, not a curated record. The transcript has a single exon. Gene Ontology annotation, biological process: post-Golgi vesicle-mediated transport; small GTPase-mediated signal transduction. Gene Ontology annotation, molecular function: zinc ion binding; guanyl-nucleotide exchange factor activity. NCBI's taxonomy places the organism in Eukaryota, Fungi, Ascomycota, Pichiomycetes, Serinales, Debaryomycetaceae.